Messenger RNA from Pogona vitticeps (central bearded dragon), 1359 nucleotides. Its product is annotated as organic solute transporter subunit alpha. The record is from RefSeq and is a predicted model, not a curated record. Lineage: Eukaryota; Metazoa; Chordata; Lepidosauria; Squamata; Agamidae.
GUAAGAAGAAAAUGGUGCGUGUCCCAAACUGUUCCCUCUCCAGCGAUCAUUUGCCAUUGUCAUCUGAGAUCUUUCAAGUCAUCAAGGGCCAGAUCUGGAUCUUCUUGAUCCCAGUGUUCCUGGGCCUUGUGCAGGUCGGCUUCUUCUUGGAGCAGAUAGGCUUUUUUGUACGCCGCAAAAUCAGCUCCCACCGCACAUGCCUCUCGCUCUGGAUCCUAGGGGUGUAUCCGAUGUUCAGCCUGACUUCUCUCAUCGCACUGUUCAUCCCUCGAGCUUCAUUUGUCUGUAACUUUGUAGCUUCCAUCUACCACUCCAUCACCCUUUGGAAAUUCCUUGCAUUGAUCCAAGAUUUCUUUGGUGGCUCAGACCGAAUGCUUCAACAACUAGCAGGGCAACGUGUUUCUCCAAACCCUUUCCCCUGCUGCUGCUGCUGCUGCCUUCCUGAAAUUGCGGCCAACCGAACAAACUUGCGGUGUAUGACACUGGCUGUAUACCAACUUUCUCUCAUCCGGACCAUCCUCUUUUUUGUUACCCUAAUCCUUUGGACUGACGAGAAAUACGACUAUGGUGAUGUGGGCUACACCAACCCCAACUCCUAUAUCAAUGUCAUCAUUGGCAUCUCCACCUUCCUCUCCUUCUAUGGCUAUCUGCUCUUCUACAAGGCCACGAAGCCAGCUCUCAGUGGCUACAGCCUGCGCUCCAAAUUUGUCUGCAUUGUGGUGGUGUUGGUCCUCUGUGGUCUGCAGAGCGGGAUCCUGGAGACAAUGGGGGCUGUGGGUGCCAUACCAUGCAGCCCACCUCUCUCACCUGUUAGCCGCUCUCAAGUGAUCUACUACCAUUCGCUGGCUAUCGAGAUGUUCUUAAUUGGCAUAUUUGCUCGUUAUUCUUUCCGAAGAGCUGAACCACAACCAGAUGCCCAGCGGGUCACACGCCAUCAAGGCUCUCAAACCGAGGGGGCCCUCUCGAGGAAGAGAAAUCCUACAGAUGAUACCUCCACGGAAGGAACAAACCCUACCUAUCUCUCUGAUGAAACCAUCUGUACAAUUGAGCAUUCCCCGCUGGACAGGUUAGAUUUCAUGGUGGGUGAACUUGUGAACACGCAACCGGAAAGAGGGGGACUGAGCAGCCCGUGCACAGGGGCUCUGGCAGCAGAGGGACUUACAACAACCUUGCCACUUCAAAAAUCUGGGGUUAAAUUGCCUUCCACUAGAAUCCAAAUCCAAGCCCAGGUGAGCAAUGCGGAUACCGAUGGAGUCACUGUUGUAUAAAAUGUAUGCUACAGAUUUCAGUUCUUCCUUUGGGACCAGCCCAGCGGUGACUAAGGACACAAAACAAGCUCUGCUGAUGUGACGAGCCCAC